Molecule: messenger RNA, 807 nt
Organism: Cucurbitaria berberidis CBS 394.84
Lineage: Eukaryota; Fungi; Ascomycota; Dothideomycetes; Pleosporales; Cucurbitariaceae
Exons: 1
Coding region: 1-807 (268 amino acids)
Source: RefSeq, a predicted model, not a curated record
AUGGAUAAGUUCAACUUUCUCAAAGUCUUGCCUGCAGAGCUGCGCUGCAUAAUCUACCACGAGGUUCUCGAAGGCUUUACGACCGAUACCUGCGCUUGGGCCGGUGCAUUUCUCACAUGCAAGCAGCUUUACCUCGAGUUAUUCCACGAGCUACCCAAAGCCUUUCAUGUUGAACUCAACACCAUGUUGUCGGAAUUACAGGCUAAGUGGACUGUUGAUGGCAUCGCUCCGCUUCGAAUUAGCCAGCAGGGUUCGGCAUACGACAAUGCAGAGGUCACCAUAGAACUUCCUAUCAGCUACUUCCACGAUGCCGAGGAUACGUCUCCCGAUGAGUUUGACCGAUGCUGGGACAUAUUGGCCCCGCUUCUGGCAUUCAGACUCCGCACCCUUACUAUCUGUUUCUAUAUGGAUGAGAAAAUGGCCGGUCGAAGCCUCAUUUGGGAACCAGAUGUAUAUGGUCCGACCGUUGACUUAGGGUCGCUUCUCGUCUAUGGUAACUUGGCACAGCAUGACCACUCUGUACCCGGUCGCAGGAAUACAGUACACGCAGUUCACGUCAAGCGAGUCGUGUUCAACUGGUCCACUAUGUACACCUUGGAAAAGGAAAGGCGGGACCUGAUCGCUGUCUGGGCUUAUGCUUACGGUAUGUCUGAUGAGUGGGAGAUGAAACCUACUAUAGAGAUCGAAUUGUUACAGGCGGAUGAGAGCGUCGAGCUCCCCGAAACCGUAGGCCCCGCUAUCGCGAUGCCUGAUCAGAUGAUUUGGACCCGACGCACUGCUCCCUUAUCUCCAGCUCCAUCUCUCUGA